Messenger RNA from Scatophagus argus, 1542 nucleotides. It is a transcript of the gene hoxa1a, whose product is annotated as homeobox A1a. Gene Ontology annotation, biological process: regulation of transcription by RNA polymerase II. The record is from RefSeq and is a predicted model, not a curated record. Bases 482 to 1468 code for a protein of 328 amino acids. NCBI's taxonomy places the organism in Eukaryota, Metazoa, Chordata, Actinopteri, Scatophagidae. Gene Ontology annotation, molecular function: DNA-binding transcription factor activity, RNA polymerase II-specific; RNA polymerase II cis-regulatory region sequence-specific DNA binding. Gene Ontology annotation, cellular component: nucleus. The transcript is spliced from 2 exons.
UGAGGUCAGAGUGACAGGUCGUCCCCGUGGAGAGGUUACAGAGGGUAAAACGUUAAUCUUUCCCGGAGCAGGAGAAGGCACAGCAGGGGGUUAGAAGACGCCGUGUUUGCCGUAUCCCUCUCAUCAUGCGACCCCGGAGCUGUCCACCGCCGUCUGCCUCCCAGCUCAUUGUUUGCUCGGCCAAUACAUUAGUGGCGACGCGCGUCACCUUGAUCGACGAGCGCCUGGAAUUUAAAUAGCCACUCAAACGCCAAUCUAUCACUGGCUAAAGGGAUAAGGACAAGUACCUCACUGGCUGACCCAGGCCCACGUGACAGCACCCGUUCAUUGAUAUCGGCCGGUGCGCCCCCAUCCCUCCUCUGAUAAGAACAGAGUAUAGGUGAAGGUUGGCACGGUCACUCAGGGUAACAGGGCAGAGGACCAGAUCAGAGGGUGUCUGUAGAAGCGGACCGUCCCUCGGACCCGGUUGAACAAUGCUACAAUGAGCAGCUUCUUAGACUACUCUGUGAUGAGCGGUGAGGGUGGCUCAUGCUCUGUCAGGGCUUUUCACUCGGACCACGGGAUUACAACUUUCCAGUCUUGUGCGGUUACUGUCAACAACUGCGGGGCGGAUGACCGCUUCAUGGCGAGCAGGGCUUCCCCCGAUGGCCUCCCUCACCAACCGGGGUCAUACCAAUCUAGUUCGAGCUCACUGGGACUCGCCUAUGGGGCCCAUCCGGCCUGCAGCUCCAGUUAUGGACCCCAGAGUUUCUGUACUACGUAUAACCAUUACGCGCUCAACCAGGAAGUAGACUCCACAGCGGGAUUCCCACAGUGUGGCCCGCUGAUGUACUCGGGUAACAUUUCCUCAUCCAUGGUCUCUCAGCAUCGCCAAGGUUACAGCGCCGCCCCCCUUGGUCAACUCCAGUACGCCCACUCUGCCUAUGGCGGCGGGCACGAGCGAGUAACUUCUUUCCCCGGGUGUCCAAACCCGCUCUCACCUCUGCAUGCAGCUCAUCUGGAGGCUUGUUGUUCACCUCUGUCAGAGAGCACAUCUUCCGCACAGACUUUCGACUGGAUGAAAGUCAAGAGGAACCCACCAAAAACAGGCAGAUCUGGAGAGUAUGGCUAUGGGGGUCAGCCGAACACGGUCCGGACCAACUUCACCACCAAGCAGCUGACAGAGCUGGAAAAGGAGUUCCAUUUCAACAAGUACCUGACUCGUGCUCGGCGCGUUGAGAUCGCGGCAGCGCUGCAGCUGAAUGAGACUCAAGUGAAAAUCUGGUUCCAGAACCGGAGGAUGAAACAGAAGAAGAGGGAGAAAGAAGGGCUGCUGCCGACCAAAGCUCCAUCCUCAGAUCCUGGAGAGAGGAUUCAAGAAAAACUGGAUGAUGCAGAAUCAGAGAAGUCCAUCUCAGCUCCAUCUACCCCGUCUCCCCCAUCCUCCACGGUGUCUUCCACAGGGGCUGAUCCUUACCCCUCUAACUAAGAAUUCACUGCCUCUGUACCUCUUUGGGCCAUAGGCGGCCUGUAUAUAUCAAAGCUCAUACCCAGUGUAUCAAA